AUGUCGUUGGAUGGCUCAGCGGAGUCGUUGCGACGAUCGAAACGGAACAAAUUUCAUCUGGAUGUAGCGGGGAUCUGCUCAAGUUCGGGACGAAGAUCGGCGAACAGUCAUUUGAUGGAUUUGAAAGAGCGUGACGAUUCGUCGAGUCCUCAUCCGCCAACGCUGAGCCCGCAAAUGGCCGACUUAAAUGAAAGCGAUGAUGAUCAUGAUGAUUUAGAUGAAAAGAAGAGAACACAACGAGCAAGAAAGAUACCCGUUAGGAUCGCCUCGUGCUACACACAUGAUGGGAACAGUGAUGAAGAGGAUGAUAGCUUUCUCGUCACUGGCCCAAUCGGAUGCAACAAAUGCCCGAUGAGAUUUGGAUCGAAAUCGGGCUUAAGCAAUCACGCGAGGAUGCAUGGUGGACUUGAUAUCCGUAUGUUCAAGUGCGAUAAAUGUGACUUUUCUUGUGGCACUCAGAAAGCAAGUCGUCUCCAUCAACGAUCACAUGAGCUGGUUCCCGAUUGGCAGUCAUCAAAUGAGGCCUCAAUCGUUGAUGAAAUGACACAAGCAUCAACCUCGACAACAACUGGAGUCAAGCGGCUUUCCGAUGGAACAAUUCUUGCUCAACAGGACAAGAAACAGGGAUCAUCCGAAUCAAAUGAAGAUGCUCCAACAAUUCCCAACAUUACCAGAAAGAUCACUUCACCUUAUGCAAAAAUGUUCAAGCUUUCACAAUUAGCUGAAAGUAAAGGAGCGCGAUUGGGAAACGCUGGAAAAUCGAUGCAAUCCGUUAGAAACAACCGAAUCCUCUUGCCGAACAACAAAAUUGCUUCAAUGAACCGUCAGUCUUCAUCCAAUGGAGUUCGGCAAGCGAUUUUGUCAAGUUUGCAAGAAACACCACCGCAAACGAGUGUCGGAGCGGCUCUGAAAUCACAUUUUGGAUUGAAUAAGUAUCGCCACUCUUUGCCGGCAAACCUCGAUGUCUUGGAAACGGCACAAAAAAAGAAAGAAGAUGCAAAGGAUAAACGUAGAUACAAAUGUCAACUUUGCCCCUUCACCUCACAUGUCAAUCAACGCCUUCAACACCAUAAAGAUGCGCACAAUCGAGUUGAUGGACAUCAAUGUCCACACUGUAGCUACAGAAAUGAAUCAGCCGGUCUCAUCAAGCGUCACAUCAGCUUGCAUACGAAUACGGAUUGUUUGACGAAAGAUGAGAACACAAUGGACAGUGAGGACUCAAAUGGGAAAUUUAACCAUAUUGGCGAGAAUUUGAUCGAAUCGAUCGAGGAAAACAAAGCUCUUUUAAAGCCGAGAAGUGCAACGAGGAGGAUGAAUGGAGUGAUCACUUGCCCAUCAUCAAACUGCAAUUUUGUCUGCCGUUUUGCGAAUGAACUUAUCAGACAUAAACGACUUGUUCACGGAGUAAAGCUUUCUUCCAAGACGGGCUACGAGUGCGCGAUGUGUGCCAUAAAAUUUGCAACUUUCGGUCAACGAAUGAUCCAUUUGCGCACAACGCGUCACCACAAGCCGCAUUUCAAUCCGAAAAUAGCACGGAAAUUCUUGAAGGAGAUCAUUGGAAAUGGACUUUACAAAGCGAAUGUGAAUGACUUACCGAAAAUUGCACGCGUUGAUGUGAAAGAGGAAAAAGUUGAAAGCCAAGCUGAGCAACUCAAAUGCGCCAAAAUGGAGGUGGGAAAUGAGCAAAAAGAAGAAAUGCCAAAGAUUGUCCCGGAACAACUGGAACCAACUACACCAUCAACGGGAGAUGUUAAAGAAGAAAUCUUGGAUGAGGAAAUGGCAAAAGACCAGGGCGCCCGUUCAGCUGGCAGCCUACAAGCCACACUUCCGUGUAAACAAUGCCCGUAUUUGGCCUCGUCGAAGAGCCGUUUGAAACGACACGAGGGGAAACACUUGAUCAAAAGCGAGAAUCAGUGCCCCCAAUGCACAUUCUCGUGCCGAGGCGAUGAUCUCUUGGCCACUCACAUUCGUCUUCAUAAAAGUGACAGUGUCAAAAUCGAAGUGCAAAAUGAUAACGCAUCAUCAAAUUCGCAGACACCUCCGAAGUUGGAAAAUGAGAAGACAAACAUCUCAUUGGAAUCGAUUGCAGCUGAGGUGAGCGAUGAGAGAAUGGACGAAGAUCAAGAGGCGACACAAAAUGAAAGGAUUGCGAGAGAAACACAACAAGAAGAGCCAAACACAACAACGACAACUGAUGGGGAAACAAACUCUCAAGACGCUUCAUCUUCAGCCAAAAAGCUUCGUUUCGUUGAUAAAGAUGGUGUUCGACGUGAGCGUUGCCCGGAAUGCCCAUACACAACAAAACACUUUUGCGAUAUGAAGGCUCACCGAGCGAUGCACGGUUGCGUUAAACGGGAACAUUCUUGUCCGUAUUGCUCGUAUUCAACGAAAAGAUUCAUGUCUCUUCGUACUCAUGUCAAACUGCAUGGCAAAAAAAUCAAGGACCCAAUGGAAAGGUUGCAUGUUUGCAAGCAAAUCGACGUCAUUCAUCCGGUAUUCGGUCUGAUCGGCUAUCGACGCACGGGCAUCGGCGCGACAAAACAACGGCGAUACAUGUGCGACAUGUGUCCAUUCAUCGCUCAUUACAGUCAUCAACUCUGGCAACAUGCUAGACGCCAUCUUUGCCCGUCUCGUGAUGCGAUUCAAUGCUCCACGUGCAACUAUGCGAGUGUUUUUACGGAAAGAUUGGAAUUUCACGAGACUCUGCACCCAAAGCAACAGAAAGAGAACGCGGAAACGCCACAGACUUCUGCUGGAUUGAUCAAUAAUGGAUUGGCUCACGUAUGCAACGAAUGCCCCUUUGCCACUGACACAUAUGGCCGUUUGUGGAAUCACAAGGAGAAACACAAGAAACCAAGCAAAUUCAAUUGUGAACACUGCACUUUCAGCACCGGCUCAUUGACAUCCCUUCAUCAGCACACUCAAUUGCAUGGAGCACAAAAGUUCGAGUGUCGAAUUGCCGGCUGCUCACAUAACGAAGUGACCUAUGAGGGAAUGCAAAAACAUUAUGAGACUCGACAUUCGACAUCGUUGACCGGACUGAGGAAAAGGUCCUUGCUGGCUGAUGUCUGUUUGGAGAGACUCGAGAAUGGAAAUGGAGUGAAUACACCGAAAUCAAGCAAAUCAUCGCAAUCACCUGAUCUCCUCGGGCGGGCAACUUCUGAUGUGAAAAAUGAGCUGAAAAGGGAAAGCCAAUCUCCGCCGGAUCUCGGCUUGCCAUUCACGAUGCCCGAUCCGGCUUUAGUCGUGAAGUACAUGCGAAAGAAUUUGCCUCCAUACUUGCGCAAUUUGAAGCUAUCAAAGUCCUCAAGUGAUUCGGCAACCCCUGAAUCCUCGCUGAGCUCGUCAUCAGCUAUGAUGAGAUGCUCGGAUCUGGAUUGUCCGUAUGAAGAUGACGACCCAACGCUAUACAGAUUACACGCCGACAUGCACGGUCCUGGGAAGAGACCCAUGGCUUGUACAAUGUGCACUUACAGCUGCUUUGCUCCCGAGGCUCUCUACAAUCAUUUGGAUCUACACACUGCUGGGCAUGAUAUUUUCAAGAAAAUCACCUCCGCCUCGGCGCGUCGCUUGGCUCGUGAGAGUGAGAUCAUUAUGGAGGGAGCGCCCGUCUACUCGUGCAUUCAUUGCUCGUAUCGAACGCAAUUCCUCGAGAAAUUCAAGCAACACAGGAUCGAGCACGCUGUGAGUCAACAGAAUCGCUUGAAAGCCUUGGUGAAACGGAAUGCUCAGAAUCAAGAGGAUGAUUGGACGAAGCCGAGAUUGCGCUCGUUGAAUCGGAAAAGUGAUCGAGAACUCUACUGUCCGAAAUGUGGUUUCUAUUGUAUUUCGAAGCUUUCCUAUGACAAACACGUGCAAAUGCACGGAACAGCCGGGUAUUUCAUCUGUAAACUCUGCGAUUACUCGUCGAACACCUACAACGUUGUGCAUUUCCAUGAGAUCAAUCACCAUUUGGAUCAGCCGCUCACGCAUUUAACGAAGGCGGCGAUUUUGAAUCCCGAAACGAGCAAGAUUCGGGCGGCUACAACGACUGAGGAUCGGGUGCGGCUCGCCGGACAAGAGGUUCGCUGCAAUCGAUGUGAUUGGAGGGGUUGUGAGGUCUCCGCUUUGUCGGCGCAUUUCUCCAGUGAACACGGUGUGACGGUCGAGGAUCAAGAAGCGGCUCUUUUCCUCUAUUUGGGUCUUUUUCCGAAGGGUUCCGUGCUGACACCGACUUCUGCA
Mesorhabditis belari is the source of this 4221-nucleotide messenger RNA. The record is from the annotation of a GenBank genome assembly. Lineage: Eukaryota; Metazoa; Nematoda; Chromadorea; Rhabditida; Rhabditidae.